GCUUCCGGCCCCGCCCCGCGGCGUUCGGCGCUGGCUUCCGGCCGGCCGUGCCGGAUCGGGCAUAGGCUGGCAGCGGCUCGGUGGGCCAUGGGGUCGCGGCCGGGCUAGGGCGCGGCGAUGUCGGGCUACGCGCGGCGUCCGGGCGCGCCCCCACUAUCGAGGACGCGGAGCCUCGUGGUUCCCGACGCUCCUGCGUUCUAUGAGCGCCGGUCUUGUCUCCCCCAGCUAGACUGUGAGCGCCCCCAUGGCGGGGAUCUGCACCCCCACCUCUUCGGCUUUCGGCCGACGUUUAUGUGCUAUGUGCCCAGCCCGGUGCUGGCUUCGGUAGGAGACACAGAUUUUGGCUAUGGAAAGGGGAAAUGUACUAAGCAAGGUCCAUCGGGAGCCCAUGAGACGCGCUUUGGAGGUGACAAACUUGAAGACCUUGAAGAAGCCAAUCCGUUUUCCUUCAAAGAGUUUCUGAAAACCAAGAACCUCAGCCUGUCAAAAGAAGACACGACCAACAGUCGAAUUUACCCGAAGGAAGCCUCGAGGCACCCACUGGGACUAGACCACAGCUCCCCCGCCUCCCAGCCCGUGGGGUAUGGCCUGGAAUAUCAGCAGCCGUUUUUUGAAGACCCAACAAGAGCCAGCAACCUGGAGGACGAUGAGGAAGAAGAUGAAUGGAAUGAAGCCUACUUACCAUCUGCUGUGGAGCAGACUCAUUCCUCUAGGGCCACAGAGAAUUCAUCGCCCUGUGGCACCUACCUUUCCUUUUUUUCCAACGCGUCAGAGCUGGCAGGUCCUGAGUCGUUGCCCCCAUGGACGCUAAGUGACACUGACUCAAGGGUCUCCCCAGCAUCUCCAGCUGGGAGUCCUAACACAGACUUUGCAGCUCAUGGAGAGUCCCUGGGAGACAGACACCUUCGGACGCUGCAGAUAAGUUACGAAGCACUGAAAGAUGAAAAUUCUAAGCUCAGAAGAAAGCUAAAUGAGGUUCAGAGCUUCUCUGAAACUCAAACAGAAAUGGUGAGGACGCUUGAGCGAAAGUUGGAAGCGAAGAUGAUCAAGGAGGAGAGCGACUUCCAUGACCUGGAGUCGGUGGUCCAGCAAGUCGAACAGAACCUCGAACUAAUGACCAAACGGGCUGUGAAAGCAGAAAAUCAUGUCAUGAAGCUGAAACAGGAAAUAAAUUUGCUCCAGGCACAGCUGUCCAACUUCAAGCGAGAGAAUGAAGCCCUCCGGUCAGGCCAGGGUGCUAGCCUUACAGUGGUGAAGCAAAACACCGAUGUGGCCUUGCAGAACCUCCAUGUUGUCAUGAACAGUGCACACGCAUCCAUAAAGCAGCUGGUGUCUGGAGCAGAGACCCUGAACCUUGUUGCUGAAAUCCUCAAGUCCAUCGACAGAAUCACUGAAGUUAAGGAUGAGGCGGACUCUUGAGAACCACUGGCUGCCACCACUUCCCACCACCUCUGCAUCACCGUCACCACCAUGUCUUCCAGUGUGCCCCAACUGUGCAGUCUUCCCCAGAGCAUUUCACAGCCUAAGCGGUGUUACCGUAGACCACCUGCAGGAUGGGCUCCUUUCCACCAGCUGCACCUAAUAGUUUACAAAGUCCCACUGUUGAUAGACUCACUGAUUUACUGGAAGGCAUUUUAUAAAAUCCAGCAAUUUUCAGAAUUCACUAAAGCUGCAAAUAGCACUUUUGUAAGAAGCUUCUUCCACUAUCCUCUCAAAUUCAGCUGUAGGAUAAACUCAGGCUCAGCCUCAACUUUGUUAAGCUGAACACUAAGUGAGCCAGUGUGGAAGUGAGCAGCCUGUACAGGGACUUGUGCCUUUUUUCUGUCAUUCAGUGCCUCACUGGCUGACGGUUGACGCUGUAGCCUUCACGGGGUGGCCCCCAGUCAGCCUCAGCAAGGCAGCACCACUGGGCAGAUAGUGUCCUCCCACCAGAGUCACAGAUGUCCUCAUUGCAAAGCUUUGUAAACUCACUGCUGUGAGCCUUUAGCUUUGCAAAGCCAUUUGGGGCUGUCAGUUUUGAUGCAUGUUAUGUGUCAAUGAGCCUUUUGCACAGUGCAGUUCAGACUGAAAUUUAAAGGGUACAUACACCCUGGGGAGUCAACACCAGGUCUCUGGGCUGUCUGACAGAUUUUUCAAGGACACGCAAGGCAUAAUCAGCACCCUGUGAUGUGCUGAGGGGUGGGGGUUUGGGGACCAUUUUCCUAUAGAUUUUUUUAAUUUUCCUUUUCCCCUCCUGUUCAGAUCGACAGCUUCCUUGUCUAAAUAAAUCCUGAAGAUCA
Onychomys torridus (southern grasshopper mouse) is the source of this 2279-nucleotide messenger RNA. It is a transcript of the gene Entr1, whose product is annotated as endosome associated trafficking regulator 1. Lineage: Eukaryota; Metazoa; Chordata; Mammalia; Rodentia; Cricetidae. The transcript has 10 exons. The record is from RefSeq and is a predicted model, not a curated record. Gene Ontology annotation, cellular component: ciliary basal body; early endosome; midbody. Gene Ontology annotation, biological process: positive regulation of protein localization to cilium; regulation of cytokinesis; positive regulation of cilium assembly. The coding region runs from base 118 to 1419 and encodes 433 amino acids.